AUGAAGGCUUCCUCUGAAGAGUUAGGAUUAACAGCUCCAAACGGGUGUUCCUGGACAGAUGGGGGGACUCAGGCCCUCUUUGGUGGAAUGGAAGAUACAUGGAUAACAAUGUUGAUCCUGUUAAGUUCGUUCGGUGCUAUCAAGGAAGAUGCAACAAAGGUUCUGGAAACGUUGAUAGCAACCAUUUAUGGGGAUAAAAUCCUCUGGUGCCACCAUAGCUCAGGUUCAUACUCGGCCAAGUCAGGUUAUAAUUGGUUGAAGCUUCAUAAUAGCACGGCUAUGGUCUCCGAGAAAAUUUGGAAUACUAUUGCUAAGGCAAAUGUUCUCCCAAAAAUUCUAAUCUUUGGUUGGAGACUCUGUCAUGAAGCCCUUCCUUCUGGGGAAAAACUUAAACAGAACAGACUCGACGAUGCUUGGAAUCUUCUUGGUGAGUUUAAACAGGUUUCCAAUCCGUUCGCUUGCCUUAGCAGAGAGACUCCUCCCCACCGAAUUCGCAAGUGGAGUAAGUCGGCGCAGGGAUUUAUUAAGAUCAAUGUGAAUGGAGCGUUUAGUCAAGAAUCUUAUAAAGCCGUUAUGGGGGUCGUGGCACGAGAUUCGAACGGAAUGGUCCAUGGAGGAAUGGCCAAACAGAUUGAUCCUCCUAAUACGACUGAAUCCACUAAAGCUUUUGCGUUUACUCAAGGAAUUAGACUUGCUAUCGAGAAUGGGUGGAACAAUGUGUUAAUUAAAGGAGAUGCUAUCUCGGUGGUGAACAGACUGUCAAAUAGAUUAUUGAACAAGACCCAGGACGUCUCUACAAUCAGAUUGUUGCUCAAUGAGGCUCGUUCCCUUCUUGAUGAUUCCCCAUCCUUCAAAGUGCAUUAUGUAUAUAGGGAAGCGAACAGAGUGGCUCACAGGCUAGCUCAAUGGGCUUUAUCAAACCACAAUCCGAUUUGGUUUUUCCUGGAUGAACCUGAAUGUAUUAAACAACUUGUAAUCGUUGAUGCCAUUGGAAUAUAA
Molecule: messenger RNA, 999 nt
Organism: Hibiscus syriacus
Lineage: Eukaryota; Viridiplantae; Streptophyta; Magnoliopsida; Malvales; Malvaceae
Exons: 3
Coding region: 1-999 (332 amino acids)
Molecular function (GO): RNA-DNA hybrid ribonuclease activity; nucleic acid binding
Source: RefSeq, a predicted model, not a curated record